Globicephala melas (long-finned pilot whale) is the source of this 3058-nucleotide messenger RNA. RefSeq names its product thioredoxin domain containing 2 (gene TXNDC2). The record is from RefSeq and is a predicted model, not a curated record. NCBI's taxonomy places the organism in Eukaryota, Metazoa, Chordata, Mammalia, Artiodactyla, Delphinidae. Gene Ontology annotation, molecular function: protein-disulfide reductase activity. Gene Ontology annotation, cellular component: cytosol.
UAUAAUGAGACCUUAAAAUUUUCCUACAAGGCGUCUACUCUUCCCCACGAGCCUGAUCUCAGAGGGAUUUUGGGAGGGACGGUGAGGAGAAGGGGCAUGGAAUUCAGUCUCUGCCCAUUUGUGGAAUUUCGGUCUAAGGAACAUGGUUUUAUUCUGGGGGCAGCUCAGUCUUCCUGAUUCCUGCCCUCUCCAUAACAUGCGGGUGCACAAGGCUGUGUGGAUGAGCUGUCCCUGGGCCCUCCACCUCUUACUGAGUCCCCAUGUGAAGUGGCUGGUCUGGCCUGGUCCCUGAACUGGGAACUGCUAAGGACGGUAGAUCCUGUCUAGGGCUGGGGCCCCAUGCUGUCACCCACUGUUCGAGCCUGUGCCUCUGUUCCUUGCCUCUGACCGCAGAUCCACCUCUACUGUGGCUUCUUUGUUCUUCCUUGAGCUUCUACUGGUUCUCUGGUCUUAGAUCACUCAUGGCCCCGCCCCAGGGUGUGAAGACUUCCUGAUCCCUGGCCCAAGAAUCUGCCUGUGACCCAUGCUGCCAUGUGGACAUGGGCCCUCCCUGGUCUUCCAGAUGGAGUAGGAGGCAAAUCCUCCCCUGUUUCCAGCUUUCCUCUGAACACAGCUAAUCUGUGUCCGUGCUGAUGUUUCUACCUGGAGAUGGGACACAGGCACUGGGCACAGACAGCCUCACGCACAGAGCAGCCCCCAAACCCAGGCUGUCAUGAAACUGUCAAGGAGGACCCUUGUGAGAACAAAGAGGGCAAACCGGCUGUGAGCACCACCCGGAUACAAGUUGUUACUCCUUGUAUGACGUUCAGUUGGAAAAGGUUGCAGGGGAUGCCCUCGCUGGCACUGUGAGGCAUCUGUGAAGUAGGAGUGGGUUGCGACAAGGACCGGAAAUGGAAAGUGAUGAAGCUGGAGCCCCGGAAGAACCGGAAAUGAGGCCAGUCAAUCAGGCAGACAUGAAUGAAGAAAGUCCAUCAUUACAGGUUCUAUCCAGCCAUGUGACACUCCUAGUCCCAGCACACACCCAGGAGGCCUUUGUCCAUGAGGUCAGCAACGUUCAACACACACCUGCGGAGCGGUCUGAAGUCCUACAGGCCAUGGACACACUCCCACCUGAGCAGGGCAGUGACACCCUCAGCUCCCCAGCCCAAACUAUCCCCCCCAAGCAGGCUGACACCCCCAAUUCCCCAACCCAAACCGUUCUGCCCGAUCAGGCUGACACCCUCAAUUUCCCAGAAGAAACCAUCCCACCAAAAGAGGGUGACAUUCUCAAUUUCCCAGCCAAAAUCAUUCCACCCAAGCAGGCUGACACCCCCAACUCCCCAGCCGAAAUCAUUUCACCAAAGCAGGGUGACACCCCCAGUUCCCCACUCAAAACCAUCCUGUGCAAGCAGGCUGACAUCCCCAAUUCCUCAGAAAAAAAUACCUCGCCCAAGCAGGGCAAUACCCCCAAUUUUCCAGCAAAAUUCAUUUUGCCCGGGCAGGGCCACACCCACAAGCUCUCAGCCAUUCUAUCCAAGCUGUGUGACACCCUAAAGUUCUCAGCCAAAACCGUUCUGCCCAAGGAGGGUGAUGCCCCCAAGUCCUCAGCCGAAACCGUUCUGCCCAAGGAGGGUGACACCCCCAAGUCCUUAGAAGACACCAUCCAGCCAAUAGAAGGCAACCUGCAGUCAGCAGAUGAAGCCAUGGAGGUCCUGGAGGAGGACCUGGUGAAGGUGAUCCUGAGCAAGGAAGACUUCGAGGUGGCGCUGAAGGAAGCUGGGGAGAGACUGGUGGCUGUGGACUUCUCGGCCAUGUGGUGCAGGCCUUGCAGGUCAAUCAAGCCCCUUUUCCGGUCCCUGUCCAUGAAGCACAAGGAUGUGGUGUUCCUGGAAGUGGACGCUGAUGAGUGUGAGGGGCUGGCGAAAGACUGCAAUAUCGUUUGCGUCCCAACCUUUCAGUUUUAUAAAAAAGAAGAAAAGGUGGGCGAAUUUUCUGGUGCCCUUAAGGAAAAACUCGAGACAUUCAUUACAGCAUUAAAGUGAUUGUGUGUUCCAAAAGCAUUAGGAACAGUCGGCUGUUCAUAGCUUGUGAUUUUUUAUUUACAAAAAAAGAUGAGGGGUAACAAAAGUGUGUGUCCAAGUGGCACCUGCAUGUGCAUCAGAAACAGUAGCUCAACCCUUUCCAAAAAGCAGUCAAAGCCCUAACGCCUAUUGUGACUGUGUUCUUGUUGAUGGGACAGUGUUGAUAUUAGAAUUUCCUUUGGUGGAGAUAUUGGAAGUCCAGUUGUCCCCUAUUUUUAAUCUUGAUUUUUUUUUUUCACUCACUCUUGAAAAUUCAGCUCGUGUAAUCCUAGUGGCAACGCUGGAAAUUUAGACAGUUUUUCUGUAGAAGGACAUGUUUUAAUGAUGAGUGGAAAUUUCUGAUGUUCACAUACCUUUGGGAUAUCUGAUAAGAAAGUAAAGAAUUUGAAGGAUUCACAUACGUCUAACCUCCUUCAUGUGCGGGAAGUGCUAUGGAGGCCUCAGGAAAUGUCACGGGCUCCACAAACAUCUAGGGGAUUCUUUGGUAUCAGAGCUGAGACCAAGGCCAUGUUUCCAGAUUUCAAGUUCAGGCUUCUUUCUACUGAUCCAGGCUCACAAAAAAGCUCAAAGCUUCUGGUUUUCUCAGACCAAGAGAUUUAUGGUUCAAGUUUACAUUAGUGUGAUCCUUGGUGCCAUUAUGACAUCAGCAACCUAGUAGCAGAGUUCCUGCUUUGUCAUCCCGGUAACUGGGUUUCUGAUACCUGUUCUCAGAUGUCUCAGAGUGUGUGUGUGUGUAUACACAUAUAUAUUGCGCAUAUAUGCAUAUAUUUAAUAUAUACAAUUUGGUGAGUUUGGACAUAUGCAUACACACGUGAUACCAUCACCACCAUUGAGGUAAUAAACCUACCCAUCAUCUGUUUCCACAACUUUCCCUGUGUGUCCCUUUCCUUGGUGUGUGUGUGUUAAGAACACUUUGCAUGAGAUCUACCCUCUUACCACAUUUUAAGUGUACUAUAGCGUAUCAACUACAGACACUGUGCUGUCCAGAGAAUCUCUAG